Molecule: messenger RNA, 1705 nt
Organism: Amoebophrya sp. A25
Lineage: Eukaryota; Dinophyceae; Syndiniales; Amoebophryaceae
Source: the annotation of a GenBank genome assembly
CCUAGAUCGGCCGAGCGCGCGCUAUGGGCUUCAGUCGUUUUUGGUUUCUGGGCGGCAGCCUGGCGAAUGGCUGGGGCCGACGAGUGUUGCGACUGUGCUUGAACGGCUAGUGAACCAUGGCAGAGCUCAAAGUAGUGUUGUUAGAGAAGAAACGAGUACCAGAAAUACAGGAGCUUCAACUUUGUCUUCUUCAACAAACAAAGAUCCUGCUGUCAACAUUCAUCAGCGCUCGAGUAGAACUACACCAGUUCUUGUUGUAGCAGAGAACAAGAUGAGCAAAAACAGUAGUCCAAAAAACUACAAUGGACACGAAGAAGAAGGAGGAACGUCGUCAGAUCUGUUUACUGCAAGUAGUGCGACGUCUGCAAGUAGCACCGGGCGUAUGGCCAUGUCUAGGAGCUACGAGCAGACUGCGGGAAGCUUUCAGGUCUACAUAGUUAAGGUGCCGUGCGCGUUUUUUGAUACUAGAAGUGAUGUCUAGUCUGUAGUACCGAAUGCUGUAUGUUUGGACACUUGUUUUGAUUUGUUGUUGAGCAACAAACUUUUCAUGCCCGGGAUCACUGGAGUCCCAGCCCUACUACCUUUACUUCUACUUCUAGAAGGUGGACGCAUUUUCCACCAGGAACUACUAUUUACAAUUCUAAUACGCAUUAUGAUGGUUGCAUUUACUUGGACGAGAUAGCGCGGUUGAGUGGCAAGCAGGCUUCUUCCCCAGGGACAGGCAGGAUAAGAAAUUCUACAGAGGGCGGAAAGCAUACGCAACAGACCUUAGUUUCAGUCGACGAAAAGUACCUGGACCAAGGUAGUAAGGAAGAAGAUGCGUCGCCCGGACGACCAAGAAGUGUGCUAGGUACUCGUUGGCCACGGAGUGUUUUGCUUCUGCUCCCAUUCCAGAAGGGCGUGGGCGAAUACAUGGAUGUGGGGGCGCAGAAGGAGGUCGCGCAAUUCCUGCAGAAUCCUUAUUCUUAAGGCCGCAACCAAGAGAGCAUCCUCAACACCAUUCUUGGCCUCUUUUUCAAGGGGAAAAGGGCCCAGGGAUGGCCUCGGGGUUGCGGCGCGGUGGCUCUAAUAUUCCCUGGGCUUGCUUUCCGGACGGCCACGGAAGGCGCACUACUUCGUAGGAUGCUUGGAGCAACAUUUGCUCGUACACUUAGACCCUCACACAGUGCAAGAGGCCGCUUUGAAUCUGCGACAGCCGACGCGCACAUUUUCAGACUCAGGAGGGAGUCGUAAUCCGAGUGAACCUGUAAGACGGAAAAUGCUUUUGACCCCACACUCUACGAUAGCGCAUCCGGUGAAAGUUGAGACAGCAAAAGCAAGCGCUGCGGCUGCUCCGAGGCCACCGAAGCUACCUAGGGAAAACAUGGCAGGGAGUAGUGCGCCUCCCGUGCUCCAUCUGGAUGACGAUUUUUCUAAUGCGGGAGUUCUGCCCUACGACCAACAAGUGGGACAAACGCAACAACGUACAGCAGGAAUAGGUUCUCCGACAGGUUCUCCUACUUUCUCUUCUCUUGAGACUGCGCCAGACCAGCAUUAUGGGACUGUUAGAAGACCAACAAGUUGUAAUUCGGGAGCAACUAUACCAGGAGACCGAAGAAGUGGAAAUCAUCAACGUUCAACUUCUAGUGGUACUCUAACAGACUCCAGGACAGCUGAUCUCCCAGGCUGCCCAUCUUCUACUCCAGGUGGAAAAACAAUACCUUCC